Molecule: messenger RNA, 3977 nt
Organism: Anopheles stephensi (Asian malaria mosquito)
Lineage: Eukaryota; Metazoa; Arthropoda; Insecta; Diptera; Culicidae
Gene: mas
Product: protein masquerade
Exons: 7
Coding region: 542-3136 (864 amino acids)
Biological process (GO): proteolysis
Molecular function (GO): serine-type endopeptidase activity
Source: RefSeq, a predicted model, not a curated record
CAGAUGACAAGGAGGUGUAGGCCUUUCCCAAAUAUACACUGGAAUGCAGGUCAACGCUGAUUCAUUCAACCGGAUCAUGAGUGCAGACGGAACUGUUCCAUGAAUGAAGAGAAACAUCGGUCUGUUCCAACGGUAACCAGCAAUCAUACUCCCGAGCGUAAGGUGAGAUUUUCACAUUCACCCAGCUCCACUGUGAACUCGUUGGUGUGGUUGGCUAUCAGCAUGUUUCUCAGUCGCUGCUUUACGCUGGUGGUUCCAUAAAGACGACCCAACACCAUCACGGCCCCGGGACUACUGGUCAGUGUGCAGAAGCUAUUCCGAAAGCGUAGACGUGCAGCAGGACCGUGCGAUCGGGUGUGCCUCCGCUGUGUGGUAUCGAAUGAAGUGUACGACAAAAACGACACGAGACGUAUUUGCGAGCUCGCACUCGAUUCAAGAGUUUCACUACAAUUUAAACUAUCUGCGGGUGUUUAAAAGUGCAUUUUGUAUUGUAAGUUACGAAGGAUUUUAUGUGACCGAAAACAAGGUCGAGUGCUAGAAAAUGAUUCUUAAAGCUACAGCUCUACUACUGCUGCUCUUUAUGAGCGGUGCAAAAAGUCAAGAUGACUCAUUAGCUGGUAGUUUCCUAUCAGGGCUGUUGGAUUCAAUCACAAGCACAGAAGAUGCAAAAGGAUGUCCGGGAGUGUGUGUUCACACGUUGGCCACGCUGAUUUGUUACGAAGUUCUGGAUGACAUUCCAUGCCCGUCGCCGAGCAUGAAAUGUUGUGUGGAAAGCAGUGCGGCCGCUGCCAAUAUUACAACCACACCACGGCCGAGGACUACCACGACAACGGCACGGCCCACAACAACCACACCGAAACCAACGACAGAGGCUAAAAUUAAGGAGAAGGAUAAUAAGAACAACUCAUCCUGCCCUGGUGUGUGUGUUGCGGACAGAAUUGCGGAGUACUGCGAGGCUUACCUAACGACGGCCGGCCUGUGCAAAAGUGGCUCGAAAUGUUGUGUGUCACGCGAUAUCUAUCCGGACAAUCCGCCGGACGAGCUGUACAUACCGACGGCACACUUUGAUUCAAAAACGAACAAAACUACCACCCCUAAACCGUACGCAAAAACGACCGAGCGGCCACACACAACCGAAGAACCGAUCAAGAGCAAAACGAAUCCCACGCAGAAGCCUACGCCCAAACCGACAAAGCCAGCGCCUUCCAAAUUGAAAACUACACCCGCCAACAAUGGUCAAGGGCCCGUGUUUAAGGAGUGUGAGGGUGAAUGCGUCAACGGGCUGUUUGCGCUGUUCUGCGACGAUCUCGACAGUGAAGCGUUCUGUCCCAACGAGGGUUCGUGUUGCAUUACCGGUGUGGCGGAAGAUAAUAAACAACAGCUUGUGACGACUACCAGGCGUCCAGCAACACCGCCACCAUUGCCACGUUGUCCCGGGUUCUGUCUGCUAAACAUUAUGGCCGCCUUCUGCGAACGUCCAUCGGUACUUAUCCCCAACACAGCCAACUGUAAGCGUGGUUCGGUUUGUUGCGACAACACGAGAGCUCCACCACCGAGACCUCCACAGCAGAAGCGUCCACCGCCAACCACAACGACAACUCCCGCUCCAACGACAACAGCUGUUCCGGAUCCGCGUGAAGAGUGUCCCGGAUCGUGUAUCGUAAGCCUGCUUAGCUUUACCUGUUUCCGCAAUGCCGAGAUGACCGAUCUGUUCAAGUGCAAAAAGUCCGGCACUCAGUGCUGUGCUCCGAAGUCGAAAAUAUUGGAAGUACAGCAGGCGGCUGCCAGCAAGACGAGCUACAACGUCACCAACGGUUAUCCGCCACAGGCAUUGCCUCCUCCACCACAGAUGAUGCCACAGCAACCACCAAUGCAGGGUCCAGGACAACCGUACCCGAUGCCACCACCGGUUAUGCCACAGUUACAACCACAGUCACCCCUUGCACCACACCCACAAGGCUAUGGUCCACCGGCCCCGAAUCCCUACCCAGGACCCAUUAGCAACAACAUCUACGAAGUGCCACCGACACAACAGCCUCCGUACGCACAGUCUCCGGUGUACGAGCCACCGACAACAACUUCCCGGCCCCAAGUCUACUCCAAGUACGUGUGUGGCGUGAAAGGAACGAGCCGUGCAGCAAAAUCAGUCCUUAGCCGUGAGGUACUUCGGUUGGAGCAAGAGCAAACCACUCCAGCACGCCACGCACGUCACAUCGACGUGGAUAGUAUCUACCGGUCGAAGAGCUCCGAACGGUUAGUGCUCGGUAGUAGCAUCGUACCGAUACCGAUCAUCUAUCACGAUCACAACGAUACCGUACCGGAGGAUCUUCUGCGCCAUCCGAGCCUGAAGGAAAAUGUAACGCUUGCCAAAUACUGGAGUCACCAUCGGAAGGGUCGUGUCGUGGGCGGUGAGGACGGUGAAAAUGGCGAGUGGUGUUGGCAGGUUGCGCUGAUCAACUCGCUCAAUCAGUAUCUCUGCGGAGCGGCACUUAUUGGUACGCAGUGGGUGCUGACCGCGGCUCAUUGUGUGACGAAUAUCGUCCGAUCGGGUGACGCCAUCUACGUGCGUGUGGGCGAUUACGAUCUCACCCGCAAAUACGGAAGUCCCGGUGCCCAGACGCUGCGAGUAGCGACCACCUACAUCCAUCACAAUCACAACAGUCAAACGCUGGACAAUGAUAUUGCCCUGCUGAAACUGCACGGACAGGCAGAGCUGCGGGAUGGUGUGUGCUUGGUGUGUUUACCGGCACGUGGUGUCAGCCACGCCGCAGGCAAACGUUGUACGGUGACCGGGUACGGAUAUAUGGGUGAAGCCGGUCCCAUUCCGCUGCGAGUGCGUGAAGCCGAAAUUCCGAUCGUCAGUGACGCCGAGUGCAUACGCAAAGUGAACGCAGUGACGGAGAAGAUAUUCAUCCUGCCUGCCUCCAGCUUCUGCGCCGGUGGUGAGGAGGGCAACGAUGCCUGUCAGGGCGAUGGAGGCGGUCCGCUAGUGUGCCAGGACGAUGGAUUCUUCGAGCUAGCCGGACUGGUUUCUUGGGGUUUCGGUUGCGGCCGUGUCGAUGUGCCGGGUGUGUACGUGAAGGUAUCCUCGUUCAUCGGCUGGAUCAACCAGAUCAUUAGCGUUAACAAUCAGUAACAGUAGUAGUAGUAGGUCGAAUACCAAACUUCUCUUCCUCUCCUGUCCAUUUCCCGUACCCAGAGCUGCGCCUUAUGCGUUCUAGUAGUUUGUAAGGGGUAAGAUCAGUUUUAAGCUGCGAAGCAACAAGUAUUGCGAAACCAAUGCGUUGCUUUUGGGAUCUUCAAAUUGUUCGAUUUCUUCAGUUGCCUUCAGGGCACCAUUCACUAUCCCACACUCCCACAGACACACACAAGAACAAUCGAUGCUAGUUGUUUGAAAAACGAUAGUUGUAAUAGUUGGACCUAGGGAUAAUCACAGCGGUGCGCUUGGUUCGUUCCGGCCGAGGGUCCGAAUCGAACGCCAAUGAUUCGAUGUUUGUAUUGUAUAGAAAAAAAAAACUAAUCUCUGUGGUAAGCUUAAGCAAUAGGCAAAAUUUGUGCUCGCUCGAUACAAUUCAAACAGUAAUUCAAACAUCGGCAACUGAAUUAACAGUAAAGAGUAAGCUACCGCUUUCUAACUUGUAGGACCCUACAUCUUCAUCUCAUUAACGAUAUUUAAGCAUGCGUGAGUAUUUAUUUAUUUGUCUCUUGACUGAUUUGCAUGGCUGAAUUGGCCGCUGUUCGCGUCCGUUUCCAAUACAAAACCUGGGAAACGUGCGAUAAAACAGGGGCGAUAAGAAAGCUAGGGCGAUUCAAGAAUCUAUAUGCAAAACCCCGUAACUGAAGCACUGAAUCUUUACGAAUGUGAGUUGCAAUUGAUGGCAAUAAACGGACCGCGAGUGGUAGUGGUUGUAGUGAUACAAUUUUUGAACAAAAUUGUUACACUGUGUACAAUAAAGUAAAAUGACUGGUAAAAUCAA